AUGUCUGAUUUACUUAAAGUGUUAAAUGCCUCUUACGAUCAAUCAUUACCUUUAGACGCAAGGACUUUAUUAAAAACUGAUAUUUCUGGUAAAACUUCUGUUAAUUUAAAAAACAUGUCACCAGGAUUUUACUAUAAUUAUUUUGGAGUUUUGAAUGGAAUAAAAAAUCAUUAUAUUAUUGAAAAUAGUCAUAUUAAUGAACCAAUAAAACUAGUUGUAGGAAUAGACGGACUACCGUUAACUAAAACUUCUAAAAGCACGUUUUGGCCGAUUUUAUGCUAUAUUCGUCCGUAUUCACACAUUGUGUUUCCAAUUGGACUAUAUUGGGGCAAUGAGAAACCACAAGAAAGUAAUGAUUAUUUAUUUGAUUUUGUUAACGAGAUAAAAGAUCUUAUUAAUAAUGGAAUUGAAAUUAAAGUCAGUUCAGGAGAGUUUAUUAAAAAACAAGUUAUUUUAGACGUAUUUUGUUGUGAUUUACCUGCUAAAAACUACAUUUUGAAAACCAAAGGGCACAACGCAUAUUUUUCAUGUUCUAGGUGUUGCAUAGAAGGGGAAUAUGUGUGUAGUAGGGUGUGUUAUCCUGACAUAGACUGUCCUAAAAGAACUCACGAAAGUUUUAUAAAUAAACAUCAAGAAGAAUAA
Molecule: messenger RNA, 642 nt
Organism: Macrosiphum euphorbiae (potato aphid)
Lineage: Eukaryota; Metazoa; Arthropoda; Insecta; Hemiptera; Aphididae
Source: the annotation of a GenBank genome assembly